This is a messenger RNA of Penicillium chermesinum, 1908 nucleotides long. RefSeq lists its product as uncharacterized. The record is from RefSeq and is a predicted model, not a curated record. The coding region runs from base 1 to 1908 and encodes 635 amino acids. Lineage: Eukaryota; Fungi; Ascomycota; Eurotiomycetes; Eurotiales; Aspergillaceae. The transcript has a single exon.
AUGUCGUCUCGAGACGACCAAUUACCCUCAUCGUCACAAUUUUAUCCACCGCAGUCAGCUCAGCGAGUUCGCUCCCUAUUCGGAGGACCUAGCAGCGAUGUUGGCCCACGCUCAUCCCCACAGCUAGAGCUGGAAGAGCUUGGGGAAGACCGGGAACUUGAUGGCCAGCCCGUGAAAGAAAACGAGCUCAGGGAUGGUGACUUUGAGUUAAUGCUAGGUGACUUUCAAAAGUAUGCGGACGACUCUGCCGAUGAAGAUUACCGCGACAGUGGCAGCGACGACGAUGUGCCCAGGCCAGAUCAUCGCCGCGGCCGAUCCAGAAGAUCCUCAGCGACUGCGUCUAAUACUACUGAAGACCAGUCUAUGAUAGAUGAGCCAGAGCCACAAAUCAUAUACUCUCUUCGUCGUGAGAAUGAUCUCUCGGAGGAUUCCGAACGUCCCAACCGAUGGGCUGGAACCCCGUCUGCAUAUUACAGAGCCAUUGCGCAAGAACGAGGUGUUUACGACAGUCUGGCUUCCAAUGGAUCUCGAAAUCUUUCCAAUCAUCUCUAUAACGCAUACGCGCUCCGCCACUCAUCUAAAGUAUACCGGGAAGGGACAUUAGAAACUGAAGAAGCUGAAGAUGACGAAGUAGCGGCUUUUCGCAAACGAUGGGUCGCGUGGCCGAUGUCUGCGGCCACAGUCCCAUGUCCAAGCGAGCCUUUGUAUCGAAAGCAGGCUGAUCUCGGCAUAUACGGAAAGCCUGCUGAUUUCCGGCCCAGUGCUGAUCUUGAGGACUCCAUUAUCGCCAGUAUGAUGAACACAGCGCAGCAACGGUUCAAAGCUCGCGAAUGGGACAAUGAUGGUCUGAAAAUCAACCCCGAGAAGCGCACCGCCGGCCCGGAUGACAUGGACACGAUGGAUGAAGAUAAGAAAGAUCAUGAUGAUGCACAUUUGGGAGCACCGGUCCUCAAACCGGUCAUACAAUCUGACGACGAUAUCUCUCGACGGCAAUUACUGCCUCUUUCCCGCAACGUGAUAACUCAAGUUGAUAAGCUUUUGAUGGGACUACAUCAUUCUAUCAGGAAUAGAGUUGAUGACAUUGAGUCAAGCGAUGACUCUGCGACAGAUGAAGAUGCCUCCUCGUCUGGUCGAUCAAAGGGAAACAGGAAAGGCAGAGGCCGGGGUAGAACUCAAUCUCGAGGUCGAAAACGGGCCAGAAGGGGUUCCCGUAGUGAACGGGAAUCCAAUUCUCGACGCAAUCAGCGUCUAUCUGCUAUUGGAGACCAAGGUAUAGAGGGAGACAAGGAGGAAGACGGUGAGAAUGAAAUGCGACCCACCAUGCUCGAUCGAAUGGCCUUACGCGACUGGAGCGAGGUUAUGGGCGUGGCUUCCAUGAUUGGUCUUCCAGCAGGCGCAGUCAAACGCGCGUCACGGCGAUGUGCCGACCUCUUCAAUCAAGACAUGACAUUCCGAACUCUCCAAGAAGGACGCAUGGAACCGGUCAGUCGGUUGCCGGGCUCUAAAUUACAAUACGCCUACAUUGAGGAUGAGAUAGGAAGCGGAACCGGCCCUGCACAGAAACCUCGAGCUCCUUCCAGAGUCCCUCCAAGCCAAUCCAAGAAGGCUCAUUCGACCAUUCUGGCCUUAUCUCAAGGUACUGGCCCUCAGCCACAGUCAUUCCCGGCUGGUGUUCCAGCAUCGUCUUUCCCAGCCCCUUCAAGCUCGGCUGCGCUGCCAACUUUCCCCAAUACUGAUGGAGCAGCACCUCGAAAGCCGGAUGGCCAUUAUUGUCCUUUCCCGACAUGCAAGCAGCACACACAUCCGUUCCCACGGAUAUGGAAUUUCAAGCUUCACUUGGAGAGAAAGCAUCCGGAAUACUAUGAGACUGUCAAGGACUCGCUGGUCAUACGGAAGAAGAAGUCAUAA